CGAGCCCCCGGGACGCGCGCGUGGAGGGCGCGGAGCGGCGCGGAACCCGUCAGCUUCAUUCACGUCUCUGGAGGCGACCGAUAUAAUAUUAUCUGUGUGCUUUAUGAUAUAUUUAGUGCGCGACGCGGCGAAAUAUUAGAAAACAAUCAGAACUGAUAAAAUUCUCUUAGCACGAAAAUAGACAAAACAGUACCGACACAAUUUUAGGAAAUGAAGUGAGCAACCGACGCUUAAAAAAUUAUAAUCUUAUCCUCAUAAAUUACCCUUCACAAAAUAUCUUUAAAAUAAGGCAAACUGUUGUGUGUUUAUGACAGUAAGACGGGUCGGUAGAGCGGUGGCAUGACGCGCGCGGAGUGCGUACACACUGCGGCACAGUCGAGCACAUGCGCAGCAGAAAGCGCUAAUUUCCCUGUCAGAGUACAAUUGCUUAAAAGAGGAAUAAGUGGUCGCGAGAAGGAAGGGAGCGAUGCAGCCGGCCGCAAGACGAGGCGCGUGAGUCCUGCCGAGCAGCGCCGCGCCGCCGCCACCGCACAAAAUGUUCAUCUACGAAUUCAUGGCCGGCAUCGUGGAAACCAUCACCGGAGGAGAUGACGAGGAGACCUACGAGCCGCAUGCCCACCGUAAAGUGGAAAAACCUACUUCGUACUCGGACACCAUGAUCCACCUGCUGAAGGGCAGUAUCGGUGCUGGAAUCUUGGCGAUGCCGGACGCGGUAUGCCGGCUGGGCAUCAUGUACAGCAUCAUCGGCCUGCUGCUGGUGUGCAUCUUCGCCACUUAUUGCAUUCAACUUCUAAUCGCAGCGCAGUACCAGCUAUGUAAACGGUGGCGACGCGGCUACAUCGCGUACCCUAAGUCGAUGCGGCUGGCCCUGCAAGACGGUCCACCGUGCAUGCGCUGGGCUGCUGGCAUGUCCUACUACUUCGUCGACGUGACGUUGGUCACGUGGCAGCUGGGCAUUUGCGUCAUAUACUUCGUGUUCGUCGCCGAGAAUCUGAAACAGGUAUGCGACUACUACGGACUGGAGCUGUCGAUAAGGAUACACUUGAGCUGCCUGCUGGCGCCGCUCACCGUGCUCAACCUGGUAAAGGAUUUGAAACUGCUGACUCCGCUCUCGACGAUAUCGAAUGUGGUGACAGUGUUUGGUCUGAUCCUCGUGUUCUUCUAUCUGGUGGAGGACGACGUCACGUUAGAGGAUGAGAAGUUGCAGAUGAAGCGCUACGAGGACAUCCCUGUGUUUAUUGGGAUUACACUAUUCGCGCUUGAGGCGGUUGGCGUGGUGCUUGCGCUCGAAUACAACAUGGAGCACCCUCGACAGUUCGUGGGCCUCUUUGGCCUGUUCAACAUCGGCAUGGCGAUCAUAUGCUUAUUGUACUUGCUGGUGGGCGUGUUCGGGUAUCUCAAGUUCGGGAAUGAAGUGGAGGCCUCAAUCACCCUCAAUCUGCCUUUUAAUCAGAAGAAGGCGCAAGUAGCAAAAGUGACGUUUGCAUUGGCUAUCUUCUUGUCAUUUCCGCUCCAGAAUUUUGUUGGGUACAAUAUUAUGUGGCGAAAAAUCAAAAAGAAAAUUAAUCCGAGCCGACAAUGUCCGAUAGACUACACGCUGCGUGUGGUGCUUGUCAUCAUUCCCUGGCUCCUCGCGGUCGCGGCGCCACACUUGGGCCCGUUCAUCGCGCUGUUCGGCGCACUGUGCCUGUCGCUGCUCGCGAUGGUGUUCCCCGCCGUGAUGGACGCAUGUCUCUGGUACCCGGACCGGUACGGCCUGUGUCACUACAAGCUGUUACGAGACAUCGUCAUCAUCAUCGUGGGCAUGCUGUGCCUCGUCUCCGGCGUCUACACCAGCAUGCUGGAGAUCGUCGAGUCUUAGUCUUUACAUGUCCACUUUCCGAUCCUUUAUUGUUACUCUGUAAUUACCACUGUGACCUUAUUUUGAAUAUAAUAUUAAUAUGUCUAAUAAACACUGUGUACUGUAAA
Messenger RNA from Manduca sexta (tobacco hornworm), 1968 nucleotides. Its product is annotated as proton-coupled amino acid transporter-like protein CG1139. The record is from RefSeq and is a predicted model, not a curated record. Gene Ontology annotation, cellular component: vacuolar membrane. The transcript is spliced from 9 exons. Gene Ontology annotation, biological process: amino acid transmembrane transport. Lineage: Eukaryota; Metazoa; Arthropoda; Insecta; Lepidoptera; Sphingidae. Gene Ontology annotation, molecular function: amino acid transmembrane transporter activity. The coding region runs from base 536 to 1861 and encodes 441 amino acids.